AUGCCCCACCCGGUCUCGGCCAGUACCUCGGCCAGCACCUCGGCCGAGCCUGCUGCUGUCGUCGCCGGGCCCAUUCGCGAGCUCGACACUGCCGCCCUCGCCCUCAAGGCCCUGGUGGAGAACAUUGUGGCGGCGCUCGACGCCGAGCAUGCUGCAGCAGCAGCUGCCGCCGUCGCCGCCGCGGCGUCGGCGUCGGCGUCGGCCACCUCGGGCUCUGAUGCUCAGGCCGGCGUCUCGGACGCCAUGCUCGGUCGUGCCCACUUUACCGCCGCCCACGUCCUCGAGCCGCUCACCAGCGGCCUGGAAAAGGCCGCGGCCCUGUCGGACAACCACCUGCUGCGUUGCCUCGAGGUUCUCUCGGUUUUUACGGGUUCAGCCUGGUUCUCGUCGAUUGUCCUCGACUCACAGAACGCCAUCGUCGACACUGUCCGCGCGCUCUUCUCUCACUCGCGCGCCACCGCCCGCAAGCUUGCCAUUGGCUGCUACGUCGCCGUCGCCCACUUUGCCCGCUCCGAGGGCGAGGACGAGCUUGUGGCAGAGCUUGUGGCAGACAUUGUCUCGUGGCUCGAGACCCACGCCGCCGAGUGGCGCCAGGACGCCGCAAGCCCGGCCGCCAACGCCACCCUUCGCACCUACGUCCUCGCCCUCUCUAGCCUCGUCGCCGCCGUCCCAUCGGCCUUUACCCCGCACCUGGCCACCGUCCUCGACACCCUUACGCUUGUCAUUGCAGACCCGGCCGACCGUGAGCACGUCUCCGACUCGGUUGUUGAGCUCUCCGAGGCCGUCCUCCUUGCCCUUCGCGCCGUUGUCCUCGCCCUCUCCACCUCGCUCCCGCCGCGACUGCUGGACGCCAUCAAGGGCCUGGCCACUUCUGCCGUCACCUUUGAUCCCAAUUUUCAAGGCUCCAGCCCGGCCACCGAUGCCGCCGGCCCGGCCGACGAGUCGAUGGCCGUUUCUGAGGGCAGCGACAACGACGAUGACGACGACCUGCUCUUCGACUCGGAGUUUGAGGACUCGGACGAGGGAUUCACCGACGAUGACGAGGACAUUUCCUGGAAAGUCCGUCGUGCCGGUUGGCAGCUCCUCACCGCCAUCAUCUCGUCGACGCCCGGCGUUGUUGCUACGCUCUUCGAGACCUCGCUUUCGCUCUUUGUGGCUCGCUUUGACGAGCGCGAGCCGACGGUCCAGACUCAUGCCUUUGAGACCUUUGUGGCGCUGCUGGAGCAGACCUACGCCUUUGCCGACGUCAACGACCACGCACUGGCGAUUCUCCGCGAUUCUCUGCCGUCAGUCGUUGCCUCUCUCGCCCGCGUCGCCGACGCCCGCGUUGAGUCGUCGCGGGUCGGCGCCAUCAACGUCUUCCUCGCUCUCCUCAAGCUUGUUGGCGUCGCCGGUCUUGCCCCGGACUACCCACAGUGGCACCGAGUCUUCCGCGCUGGUCUCGCCGCCUCACGCAAGUACACGGACGACGUCCGCAUCGCUACGCUCGCUGGCAUUCGCGCCUUCUUCACCGCGCUCCCAUCGUCGCUUGCCCAGCUCGGCUCGCUGCCCGCUGUUCAGGUUGUCACUGAGCUUGUGCCCGACGUCGUCGCCCUUGCCACGCUCGACUGCGACUACCGCCUCACCGUCGCCGCCCUUCAUGGCCUCGCUUCGCUCUUCCCGCACCUGGAGGGCUGCAUGACCCGCGACGAGAUUGCGGGCGAGGCCUUUACCACCCUGGUGAGCCCAGUCUUUGCCGCCCUCGAUGCCCUACUCUCGGCCGCCAACGUCUACACCGACGUCCGCAAGGUUGUCCUCUCUGCCUUUGCUGAGCUGGUGGUGAGCGCGUGUGCUGUGGCGGUUCCACCCCGUCUCGUCACCGCUAUGGACCCGCUCUUUGUCGCCUUUGCCGCCAAGCUCGACUCGGACGUCAUCCGCUCGGCCUCGGUUGCCGCGCUCUGCCGCAUGUGUGAGGCUGCUGUCCCCCCGCCGUCGCUUGUUGCCCACCUUCCAACUGUCCUCGCCAAGCUCUGCGACUUCCUCGUCCUCGCCUCGCGCCCGCUCAAGCAGCAUGCACUCCUCGCCAUCCGCCUUGUGGUCACGUCGUACGCGUCGGCGCUCGAGACCGCCGCCCUCUCGGCAGACACCCAGACCCUUGUCGCCACCAUUCUCAAACGCAUUGGUGCCUCGCUCCUUUCGCCGCGGGAUGUGCUCCUCGCCACAACCGCCAUCGAGACCGCGCUUGCGCUUGCGCCAUUUGUGGGCCCGGCCAGCUUUCGGCGCACCACCGAGGCCGACGUCCUCAAGCUGGCCACAGCGCCGACCACUACUGGCGCUGUCGACGAGUGCGGCGAUGCCAUCCUUGCCUACUACUCGUUUCUAGUCUCGUCCGGCGCCAUGAGCCUCGACGACCUCACAGCCGCCCUCAUUGGCCUCGCCACAACGCUCACUUGCCUUGAUGAUCUCCCGCGAUCGGCCUUUGUCAUUUUUGGGCGCAUCCUCGGCCGCGCCGCAUCUUCCAACCCAGACGUUAGCGCCACCGCCGCUGCCACCGCCCACCUCGCGGUUGUCCGCCAGUACGGGCUCUGCAUCCAGGCGGCCACCGCCGCCAAGGCCAAGCUCGCUGCCAAGCGUGCCAAGCUCGCCGCCAAGGUUGAGGCAUCAGAGGGCGCCGUGGCGGCAGAGGCCGAGGCUUCGUCAUCGUCGCGUUCCGGCAGUGGCGCAAGCGCUUCGGCAUCGGCCAACGCCGCCGCCCACCGGGCGACGCUCAAGAAGACGGAGGACCAGCUGGCAGCAGUGCUGGCCGAGAUCGACGCACUGCGCGAGGCCGAGCCGGCUGACAUUGGCGGUGCCCUCGUUGCCACCUAUGCGCUGGGCGAGCUCGCUGCCCGAGAUGACUUGACUUCUGUCGAGGGCCUCUUUGACGCGGUUGUCGUCCUCCUCAGCUCGCUCGACGACCAGAUCCGGUCGGCCGGCGCGUUUGCGCUCGGCCGCGCCCUGCUCGGCGCGCCGUCAACGUUCCUCCCGCAGGUGCUCGACGUUCUGGCCUCGGCCAACGCGUCGUCACUGUACUUUAUUGUGCAGGCAUUUGACCACAUGUUCACCGCAGCGCAGGCGUCGGGCGUGGCGCUCGUCAGCAUGUCCGACCUGCAGCCUGCACUCGAAACAAUGCAGACCGGACUCUUUGCUGCUGCUGCCGAGCUACCUGCAGGCGACGGGACCCGCAACCUCAUCGCGCGCGUCCUUGGUCUCCUUGCUCGCGGAGCGCUUGAUUGCCAGCUGGGGAUCCUUGCCGGCAAGCUGCAGCACGUCGAUGAGGCACCAAGCGAGGCCGAGACCGCGCUGGUGGCGCUGCGGACCGCGCUUGCGCCACCGCUGGUGGUGGCCACUGCGCUCGCCUGCGUCGACCGCAUCCUUCCGCUCCUUCUUCCGCUCCUCGGCCACACGGAGCUCGACGUCCGAGCCGCAGCAGUCGGAACUGUCGCCUUUGUGGCAAAGUUCUACGCCCGCGCGCUCGCGGCGCCCGCCGCACCCGACGCCGGCCUCGACCACGCCCUCCCGCUCCUCUACGCUCUGGUCGAGCCGAACCCAGAUCUUGUGGAGACCGUUAACCGCGGGCCGUUCAAGCAGAAAAUCGACCACGGCGCAAGCGUCCGCGCCGCCGCCCUCGACUGCAUGGCCAUCAUCCUCUCCAAGCUCCCUGACCGGCUCGACAUGGCCGAGUUUGUGCGGACCGUGGUGAGCGUCGGCAUGGCCGACACCCAGCACCCGGUCAAGCUCCUUGCCCACCGCACACUCGUCCACAUGGUCGCGCUUCUUCCCAUCCCGCUCGCGCAGUGGACCGAGGCCAUCAUCGACGCGCUCCGCAAGUCGCUCGACGCCCGGCCGAAAGUCACCCACCAGCUUGCCAUCCAGCAGCACACCGAGCUUGUCGAGAGCGCGCUCAAGGUGGUCGCCGCCAUCUCGGCCUCGCCGCACCUUGCAUCGCCGCGGUGGAACGCGUGGGUCGCCUCCGAAGUCACCACCGGCCAACAUGCAGACACGUAUGCCCGGUUGGUUGCUGCGUCGGCCAAGGACGCCGCUCGCUCAUGAUGAACCUGCCGCCG
Molecule: messenger RNA, 4085 nt
Organism: Thecamonas trahens ATCC 50062
Lineage: Eukaryota; Apusomonadida; Apusomonadidae
Exons: 2
Coding region: 1-4071 (1356 amino acids)
Biological process (GO): protein ubiquitination; SCF complex assembly
Cellular component (GO): nucleus
Source: RefSeq, a predicted model, not a curated record